This is a messenger RNA of Carassius auratus (goldfish), 4075 nucleotides long. Its product is annotated as calcium-binding and coiled-coil domain-containing protein 1. The transcript has 15 exons. The record is from RefSeq and is a predicted model, not a curated record. Lineage: Eukaryota; Metazoa; Chordata; Actinopteri; Cypriniformes; Cyprinidae. Gene Ontology annotation, molecular function: transcription coactivator activity. Bases 176 to 2140 code for a protein of 654 amino acids. Gene Ontology annotation, biological process: positive regulation of transcription by RNA polymerase II.
UUUGUUAUUGUUGUGAGAGGUUCGUGGCACAGCUCAUCUCGGCGGAUGUGUCGGUGUAAAUUACGCUUGUCAUCAAUCUCAUAAAUGUUUUCUUCUAUAUGAUCGAGCAUCGUUUUUCAAGAGGAUAUCCUUCUCAUUAUCUAAGCUAAAUCCGGUGCAUCACUAUUCUGUUGCGAUGGAGAAGACAUGGGGGGUGGAGUUUCGAAAUGUUGGAAGUUGCUACUUUCCUCAGAGCAGAGUGGACUGCCACUACACCAUCAACCCACAGCACACAUGGGCCAGUAAUGACUGGAUUGGACUGUUUAAGGUUGGCUGGACAUCAGUCAAGGACUACCAUACGUUUGUGUGGGCAGUAGCUCCAUCCAGCUACAAAGAGGGGAUCUCUGUGAACUGCUGUGUUAAUUUCCAAGCUUCGUACCUACCAGGGCCUAGUGCUCAACAAUACCAGUUUGUGUAUGUGGAUGGAAGAGAAGAGGUUUGUUCUCGCAGCCCUGCCUUCACCUUCUCAGCCCCAAAGCCCCUAGAGGAGCUGGUGACUCUGGAAGAGGAGGGUCAGGGGGAGGAAGUGGGCGAGGACAUGUUGCUGGUCAUUCCCAGAGCCCAGCUGCUGCAGAGACGUCUGCAGGAGUGUUUGAAGGAGCGUGCCCAGUUGCUCCAGGCUCUGGAAGCAGCAGACCAGAACGUGGAGAGGGAGAAAGGCAGGAGAGAAAGAGACAGAAGCUCCUGGGAGCAGAGCCGCAAGGAGCUGGACAGGAAGAUCGGCGAGCUGAAGGAGGAAGUGAGAGAAUAUAGGGAGAAAGUAGAAGAGAUGAAGAAGCAGCAGAAGGAAGUUGAGGAUUUAGGUGAAGCCCUGACAGAGGAGAAGAGAGCCCUGCUGGCUCAAAAAGAAGCUAAUGAGCAGCGAAUCAGAGAGCUAGAGGAGGACAUUAAAGUACUGACCCAGAGAGGCCUGGAGAGAGAGACUGACCUAGAAAGGAUGAGGGAACGGGCCAAGAAGGCAGCAGCUCAAAAGAAGGCAGAUGAGGAUGAACACAAGAACCAGAAGUUAAAGAUGGAUCAAACAGAGAAGGAGCUGCACAGUCUGUCAGCAGAGUUCCAGAGUCUGAGAAGCUCGCUGGCCCAGAGAGAUACACACGCCCUUCAGCUACGAGACACCAUCAACACCCUCACGCACAAACUCAACAGCGCUCACAGGAAGGAGGCAGCCAAUGAAGUGGCUUUAAGUGAACUCCGGAGUGUUCAAGAGCGUCUGAACAUGAGUGAACGCUGCGUGGAGACUCUGAGGGGGGAGCUGAGAGACAUGGUCGCUCAGAGGGACACCGCACAUGCCGAACUUCAUCAGGCCCGUCUUCAGGCCGCACAGCUCACACUUCAGCUGGCAGAUGCCAGUCUGGCUCUGAGAGAGGGAAGGGCUAACUGGGCGCAGGAGAGAGAGACCCUGCAGCAGAAUGCACAGAAGGAAAAGGUGCGUUUGGAACGUCUAAAUGAUGAGAUUCAGCAGAAGGAGGAGAUGUUGCAAGAGGCAAGGAUGGAAAGAGAGAAAGCAGUGGUGGAGCUGGGACGAGAGAAAGACUGCAAUCGGGUUCAGCUAAGCGAGACUCGUCGUGAGCUGCAGGAGCUGAAGGCCAGUCUCAGGGUGGCUCAGAAAGAAAAGGAGCAGCUGCAGACAGAAAUACAGGAAGUGAUGGAGUACAGCCGUCAGCUGGAGAGAAGGCUGGAGGUGCUGAGUGAUUCUAAAUGGAGUGAGACGGUGCUGCUGCAGAGCAGUCAUGCAGAAAGCCCACUGCUUUCUGAUUCUGAGGAUGAGAACCCAGAGGCUUUGCAGGACGCACACUCUUCUGGUCCUCUGAACCACUAUAGUCUGUGUGAGCAGCCCCAUGCUGACCUGCUGCUCCCGGCCACCCCUCCACCUUCUCCUAGACACCCCUCGGGAAUGGACAUGGUGGUCAUCAGCCAACCUGCACCCCUCUCAUCUCCACAUCAGCCCAGUGCUCACACACACGCUCACAGCUCUGAGUCGGAGGAAGAGUACGAGGCCGCUCUGUCAGGAGGGCACAGCUCUGGAGAGGAGACAGCUCUUCUCCUCCCUGACAACAGAGACACUACCCUCGGAGAUCUGACAGAGAGUCCCUUGUGGUGAGAAGCAUAACUGCAGGAACCGAGGGCCAGUGCUGCGUGGACUGCUUUGCACCAGUGGAACACGUUACAAUUUUUUUUAUUUAGAAGCAUUUGCGCUUUAUAUUAUAUUGACAUGAGUAUUUAAAUAUGCAAUUUGCUUUACACUUUGUAUGCACUUAGAAUACACAUAAGCUAUUAGACCUCUUUAUGCCGCACACGGUUUUACAGUAACUUGCACGGAUGUGUUAUUUUACACAUAUCAACUGACAAGCAGAAGAUGUCUUUAAUGAGCAGAUUGACAGAAAGGUUGUAUUUGAGGCAGAGGAAGUAAAGCUUGUUUCUCUGUGUGUGUGUGUGUGUGUGUGUGUGUGUUAGGGUUGUUUUUUCACUUUUGAUUUUCUUGUGUUCUGUCAGUAGACUUGUACUGAUAUAACGAUUAUCAUUAAUCUACAUCAGCAAUAAUGUAAAGCACAAUGUCAUAGAGAUUCUUUCAGGUUUUAAAUGUAAGAUUUAGUUUGGGUGCACUUGAUUUUGUGGGUCUUGUUAUAGAAGUAUUUUUUAACUUUUUUUUUUUGAAGAAAAAUUGUGUGUAAGUUCACACAUUAAAUGAUUGAUUAUGUGUAAUGGGAUACAUCAGCGACUGAUCAAUCAUCCUUUUAGAUGUAAGAGUAAAGAGUGGCACUCUAGAUUUUUUUUUUCAGGAUGUUUACUCUCAUCCUCCUGUAAUUCAUAUGCACCAGAUGUUCUUUGGAGGAAAUCUACUUUACAAUGGAGGUUGGGGGAAAUUAUGUUUUAAUUAGUCACUUUAAUUGAAUUCUUUAAAUUUAAUUCCUCUAAAUGUAUAUUUGGUGCUUUAUCGUGGUUUCAUGCAUUGUAUUGAAACACCGUUUUACAAAAAUGAUGAAAUUAUUACCUGUGUGGAAUAUGUACUAAAACAGACAGAUUAAUACUUAAUGUUCCUCUUGAGGUUGGAGAUACAUUAGACAGUUUUUGCAGUACUGCAAGAAGGAAUUUUAAUUUUAAAGCAUGAAUUGAACUGCUUUAAAUUUUCCCUCACGAAAUUCAAGGAAUCUCAUGUUUAAUUCAAUUUAAUGUGUGAUGGCUUAAUGGUGCGUCACGUGGAUCAUGUGGAGAACAUUAUUUGGCCAUGUCUAAACUUUGCUGAAGCUCAUUUUCUGAGGAAAAAUUCAUAAUUUCAACACCAUGAUUAAAUUUUAAUUACAUUCACAGGGAGAAUAUUUUAAUGCAUAUAUUAAAAAGAUAAAUAAUUAAGGGGGGGGGGGGUAUGAAAAGGUAACAUACAUUAAAAAGUCUGUUCUUUUCUUUUCUCUUUUCAUGUUUUAAAUGUAUUCCUGUUGGGCUCACUCUGCUUGCAGAACUUAUUUGUUUGGUAGAUUUGUUCUUGCUGUUCGCUAUAGGGUCAAGUUUAAAAAGCUCCUAUAUGUUAUUUGCCUUUUGUACAACAUGCCAUAAUCUGUACUGAUUUUAAAAGUGAUGUAACCCUUACACCUCACUGAAACAGGUUUUGUGGUCACUGUGUAUUCAUUGGUCUACUGUAUUUUUUAUUGUAUGCUUGACCAUGUUUUACUAUGAUAGUUUAAAUCUGUAUUCUAGAGCAUCAUCUUAGCAUCAGGAUGUCAGAGAAAAUGGUUCUCAUUUUCAUGAGAAACACUUCACUUGAAAGAUUACUGUUACCCAUCAUACUACAGCCAGAAACCUGUUUAUGGCAAGGAAUAUGUUAAAAUUAGUCCUAAAUAAUGGUUGUUCAUUUUUUUUAGAUUGAAUAAUGUCUGAGAGAUAGCAGGUAAUUUCAGAGCAAUACAAUGAAAGAAUUGGAUUUAUUAUUUGCUUUUUUUUGUGCAGUUAUUCCAUCUUUUACUUAUCUAAUUUGUUUUUAGGUUAUGCCGUUCUUUUCAGGGUGCAGGAUGGGUUUCAUUAAUAAAAUAAUAUAAUGUUU